AUGUUGAAAGAAAAGGCAGUUGCCGAUGUUUUGGAUCAGGUUCGUUCAAACGGUAUUGAAGGUGCAUUCCUUAUUGAUCGUGAAGGUCUUCUUUUGGCAAAAAGCACGUAUGAUGAAGGACCAGAUGGCUCUGGUGACCCCAGUAUUUCAGCUGCUCUGAUUUCUUACACAUGGGAUACAUUUGAAAGACAAGAAGUAUUGGAAGGACUUAAUGAACUUACCAUCGAGUUUGAAAAAGGGACUUUUGUGGUGAAAAGGAUUGCUAACAUGCUGCUUGUGCUGAAAGCCUCAGCAGAAGCUCCUUUAGGAGCUGUUCAUCAAAAGAAGAAAGCUUUGGUUGAUUACCUUCGAACUCCGCUUUCUGUUGUUUCUAAUUUGCAAAUACAGUCUGAUAUUGCUGGUUGA
Molecule: messenger RNA, 405 nt
Organism: Enterobius vermicularis (human pinworm)
Lineage: Eukaryota; Metazoa; Nematoda; Chromadorea; Rhabditida; Oxyuridae
Source: the annotation of a GenBank genome assembly